AUGCCUACCUUGGCGGUUAACAACUUCAACAUUGUCUGUGCAUCUUUGGGGGGAUUCAUUACGCUCUUUGGACUUGUUAGUUAUUUGAUGAAAGAGAAGUAUUACCUAAGUGAAGCUUUAAUAUCACUCAUCGCUGGACUCAUCUUCUCGCCACAUGCCACAAAUUGGAUCAGACCAGAGGAAUACGCUCUCAACGAUGCCGAGGUUCUGGAUACCAUCACCUUGUACUUUACGCGCCUCGUGCUAGGCGUCCAGCUUGUACUCGCGGGUGUGCAAUUACCGUCAAAAUAUCUAAAGACAGAAUGGAAGAGUUUAUCUCUGCUACUAGGUCCGGGUAUGACAGUCAUGUGGCUCGUGACGAGUCUACUUGUAUUCGCUUUGGUCCCACAUAUCAGCUUCCUACAUGCCUUGGCUGUAGGCGCUUGUGUCACGCCCACGGAUCCUGUAUUGUCGAAUUCCAUCGUCAAGGGGAAAUUUGCAGACAAAAAUAUCCCGAAAGAGUUGCAGAAGAUUAUUGUUGCUGAGUCCGGAGCGAACGAUGGUCUUGGUUACCCGUUUCUUUUCCUACCGCUUUACCUAAUCAAGCAUAUUGGCCACGGCGGAGAAGGCUCGGAUAACAGUACCAAAGUCGCAGUAGGGCUGUGGUUCGGCGAAACUUGGGGCUACACGAUCAUACUAAGUGUGGUUUAUGGUGCUGCUGUGGGCUGGAUUGCAAAGGAACUACUCCAUUGGGCCGAGGAGCGGAAGUACGUUGACCGCGAGAGUUUCUUGGUGUUUGCAAUUACCUUGGCUCUCUUUAUUGUCGGCACCUGCGGCAUGAUCGGCAGCGACGACGUGCUCGCCUGCUUCAUCGCCGGCAACACGUUUACCUGGGAUGACUGGUUCCGCCUCGAAACGAUGGAUGACUCUUUCCAACCAACCAUCGACAUGCUUCUUAAUGUCUCGAUCUUCAUCUGGUUUGGCGCCGUCUGUCCCUGGCGCCUCUUCGCACACUCUCCAGUCAUCCCAAUUUACCGACUCAUCCCAUUGGGUAUCCUAGUAUUGCUUCUCCGCCGACCGCCUAUCAUUUUUGCUAUGCACAAACAAAUUCACCAGAUCGAACAAAGACGUCAAGCACUGUUCGUAGGCUUCUUCGGUCCGAUCGGUGUGAGCGCCAUCUUCUACCUCUACAUCAGCCUUGAGUUUCUUGCUGAUAUCAAAGUCGACGGUGAAGUCAGGGAGGAUGCAGCGUUUCUCAUGGAAGUCAUGAAUGUGGUCAUCUGGUUCUUAGUGAUCUGCUCAGUCGUCGUCCACGGUUUGUCCAUUCCUCUAGGUAAACUCGGCUUCUUUAUUCCCCGCACUCUCAGCACAGCCUUAUCCUUUGCCCGUACCGGAUCUUCAGCUGUGGACGAACCCACAUUCCAUAUCGAGGGGACCGACGGGCCUACAACUGAUGCUGAAGCGCGUUUGCGCCGUCGCCCAGGCUGGUCGCGCAAUGGAGGUGAUUCUCUGCCAAACCGGGUUGUGCGUAUUGGCAGGACUUUGAUCAGUUCGGGGACGAGCUCGGCGAGCACAUCGAGGGCAACUAGUUCGGCGCGCGUGGCCAGUCAGCCGCCGUUGCCCAUGAACAGUGUCAACACUACGGCAAGGGAUGGCGAGCAUGCGGGAGUAGAUGGUGGAGUAAAGGAUGGCGUUGUCGAUGGCGAGGUACCAGGUCCAGGCGAGGGCGUCAUCCCUGGACGUACGAUUCGGUUCCAUGAUGAGCAACAGAAGGUCAAGGUUGCAGAUGAGUAG
This is a messenger RNA of Alternaria atra, 1773 nucleotides long. RefSeq lists its product as uncharacterized. Lineage: Eukaryota; Fungi; Ascomycota; Dothideomycetes; Pleosporales; Pleosporaceae. Bases 1 to 1773 code for a protein of 590 amino acids. The transcript has 4 exons. The record is from RefSeq and is a predicted model, not a curated record. Gene Ontology annotation, biological process: regulation of membrane potential; proton export across plasma membrane; sodium ion export across plasma membrane. Gene Ontology annotation, molecular function: sodium:proton antiporter activity. Gene Ontology annotation, cellular component: plasma membrane.